AUGAACUUCUACAUGCCUCAAGAAUACUGGGACCUAAACAGCUGGGAGACCAACUAUGAAAAUAACUAUGAUUUCCCCUCUGAAUAUUACUAUGCCUAUAAUCCCAGGACUGGGGAUCUCCAGAUUGUAGCUCCAACUCCAGCUGCUGUCCUCCUUGCUGGACAUGUGGUUCUUGUAAUCCUCGCUACAGCCCCAUCUGUAGGCCUCAAUGUCACCGCUCAAGAUCUGUUUCUCCUUUCCGUUCUAACUCCCGCUCCAGCUGCUGUCCUCCUUGCUGCAGAUGUGGCCGUUGGGCGCAUCCUUCCAGUUCUAGCAGCCAAUCACCAGAUGGUAGCUCCAACUCCAGCUACUGUCCUCCUUGCUGGACAUGUGGUUCUUGUAAUCCUCACUACAGCCCCAUCUGUAGGCCUCGAUGUCACCGCUCAAGAUCUGUUUCUCCUUUCCGUUCUAACUCCGGCUCCAGCUACUGUCCUCCUUGCUGCAGAUGUGGCCAUUGGGCGCCUCCUUCCAGUUCUACCAGUCAAUCACCAGAUGGUAGCUCCAACUCCAGCUACUAUCCUCCUUGCUGGACAUGUGGUUCUUGUAAUCCUCACUACAGCCCCAUCUGUAGGCCUCGACGUCACCGCUCAAGAUCUGUUUCUCCUUUCCGUUCUAACUCCCGCUCCAGCUGCUGUCCUCCUUGCUGCAGAUGUGGCCGUUGGGCGCAUCCUUCCAGUUCUAGCAGUCAAUCACCAGAUGGUAGCUCCAACUCCAGCUGCUAUCCUCCUUGCUGCAGAUGUGGCGGUUGGGCUCCUCCUUCCAGUUCUUGCAGCCAGUCUCCAGAUGGUAGCUCCAACUCCAGCUACUGUCCUCCUUGCUGGACAUGCGGUUCUUGUAAUCCUCGCUACAGCCCCAUCUGUAGGCCUCGAUGUCACCGCUCAAGAUCUGUUUCUCCUUUCCGUUCUAACUCCGGCUCCAGCUGCUAUCCUCCUUGCUGCAGAUGUGGCGGUUGGGCUCCUCCUUCCAGUUCUUGCAGCCAAUCUCCAGAUGGUAGCUCCAACUCCAGCUACUGUCCUCCUUGCUGGACAUGCGGUUCUUGUAAUCCUCGCUACAGCCCCAUCUGUAGGCCUCGAUGUCACCGCUCAAGAUCUGUUUCUCCUUUCCGUUCUAACUCCGGCUCCAGCUACUAUCCUCCUUGCUGCAGAUGUGGCGGUUGGGCUCCUCCUUCCAGUUCUUGCAGCCAAUCUCCAGAUGGUAGCUCCAACUCCAGCUACUGUCCUCCUUGCUGGACAUGCGGUUCUUGUAAUCCUCGCUACAGCCCCAUCUGUAGGCCUCGAUGUCACCGCUCAAGAUCUGUUUCUCCUUUCCGUUCUAACUCCGGCUCCAGCUGCUGUCCUCCUUGCUGCAGAUGUGGCCGUUGGGCUCCUCCUUCUGAUUCUUGCAGCCAAUCUCCAGAUUGUAGCUGCCACUCCAGCUGCUGUCCUCCUUGCUGUACAUGUGGCUCCUGUAAUCCUUGCUACUGCCCCAUCUGUGGGCCUCAACCAUCAAAUUUUAGGUCCAGCUCCAGACGCUGUCCUUGUUGCUGCAGAUGUGGCCGUUGUGCUCCUCCUUGCUGCUGUAGCAGCCAAUGCUGUAGGUCCAGCUGCAGCUGCUGUCGUCCUUGCUGGACAUGUAGCUCUUGUAAUCCUUGCUACUGCCCCAGCUGUAGGCCUCAACCACCAAAUUCUAGCUUCAGCUCUUGCUGCUGUCCUCCUUGCUGCCCAUGUGGCUGUUAUGGUCCUUGCUAUGACCCCAGUUGUUGAUCUCCUGGCUCCAGCUCCAGCUGUGGCCUUCUUUCCAGAGUUCCUGCAGGUCUGA
Python bivittatus (Burmese python) is the source of this 1836-nucleotide messenger RNA. NCBI's taxonomy places the organism in Eukaryota, Metazoa, Chordata, Lepidosauria, Squamata, Pythonidae. The record is from RefSeq and is a predicted model, not a curated record.